AUCGCAGCCGGCACCGAAAUCUCAUCGAUUUUCAGACAGCAGCUCGAAGGGAAUGGCGGAGGACUGGGACCUUUACGCCGUUGUGAGGAGCUGUACGUCGGCCGCCGUCAAUAGCAGCAGAGAUUCCGCCGUGGAAAGCAGCAUCAACAAUGAGAAUUGCGGCAGUUCCCGUGAGGAUCCUUUGGCUUGCUUGGCGUCGUUGACGUUUGAGGAAGAAGACGACCCCUUUACCUUUAAAAGUGGUUCGUUGCAUGAUUCUUACAAGCCCUUUUUGCCGAAAGUCGACCCCACCACUAUGAUCGCCACUAAUCGUGGCAUAGAUCCAUGUUCUUCGAGUUCUGUCCAUGGAGGAUCUAGUGGCCAACUUAAUCAUCAUCAUGAACAUCCCUCAACCCCCGCCGCCCCCGCCGUUGGGAUUGGCUCCCCGUUGUCUCCCGCUUCCGCUAGUAUUUUAGCUUUCGGCGGUUUCGGAAAUCAGCAACGACAACCACAGCAGCAGCAGCAGCAGCUGCAACAACGAAUUCAACCACCGGCUCAGACUCCAAGAUCAAGAAAGAGGAAGAACCAGCCGAAGAGAAACGUAUGCCAUGUAACGGCAGAUAAUUUGUCGUCGGAUCCUUGGGCAUGGCGUAAAUACGGGCAGAAACCCAUCAAAGGCUCUCCUUAUCCGAGGAACUACUACAGGUGCAGCAGUUCGAAAGGGUGUUCGGCGAGGAAACAAGUGGAGCGUAGCAAUACGGAUCCCAACAACUUCAUCGUUACCUACACCGGCGAACACACGCACCCUAAGCCCACUCAUCGGAAUUCUCUCGCCGGAAGCACUCGAAACAAGGUUUCAACUCAAACUGUUCAAAAGGCCGCCACCGUCAAAGAUUCCGCCCCGGAAACUAUGCCUACCACCACUGCUUCUUGCUCCUCUCCUCGCUCCGGCAGCAACAACCUCCCCAUAUCUCCCACGACCCCACUUUCGGCACCUGCAGACGCCGCCGCAGCCGUGCACAACGCAGGCGAAGAUGAAAGCGUCGACAUGGCUUUUGAAAUGGCACUGGACGGAGAAACCGACGACGACGACGAGCUUUUGAUCCCCAACGUGCAUGUAGAUGAAGAUCUUUUCAAAGGCUAUGAAGAACUUGUUGGAAGUUCUGUUGACUCUGCUGCAACCGGCGCCGCCGCCAGCGGUGGCUGUUAGAAUUAUUUUUUAUAU
This is a messenger RNA of Hibiscus syriacus, 1204 nucleotides long. RefSeq names its product probable WRKY transcription factor 27. Gene Ontology annotation, molecular function: DNA-binding transcription factor activity; transcription cis-regulatory region binding. Gene Ontology annotation, cellular component: nucleus. Gene Ontology annotation, biological process: regulation of DNA-templated transcription. NCBI's taxonomy places the organism in Eukaryota, Viridiplantae, Streptophyta, Magnoliopsida, Malvales, Malvaceae. The record is from RefSeq and is a predicted model, not a curated record.